This is a messenger RNA of Hirundo rustica (Barn swallow), 2302 nucleotides long. RefSeq names its product RNA binding motif protein 43 (gene RBM43). Lineage: Eukaryota; Metazoa; Chordata; Aves; Passeriformes; Hirundinidae. Gene Ontology annotation, molecular function: RNA binding. Bases 332 to 1348 code for a protein of 338 amino acids. The transcript has 4 exons. The record is from RefSeq and is a predicted model, not a curated record.
GCCGGGCGCGCUGUGUCCGGGCACGGCUGGAGGCGGCCCCGCCGCUUUCGCUUUCGUUUCCCCGCCGGGCCCGCUCGCUCCGGGCCCUUCCCGGGUGGAUCCCGUCCCGGGUGGAUCCCGUCCCGAGUGGAUCCCAUCCCAGGUGGAUCCCGUCCCGGGUGGAUCCCGUCCCGGGUGGAUCCCGUCCCGGGUGGAUCCCAUCCCGGGUGGAUCCCGUCCCGGGUGGAUCCCGUCCCGGGUGGAUCCCGUCCCGAGUGGAUCCCAUCCCGGGUGGAUCCCGUCCCGGGUGGAUCCCGUCCCGGGUGGAUCCCGUCCCGUUGGAGCGGCGGCCAUGGCCGCGGGCCGAGCUGCCAGAUCCACCAGGACAAUUGUCAUUGCCGGUGUCCCGGCCGGCCUCCUGCAGGACGAUGUCAUGGCUGACAUCCUCACCAUCCACUUCCAAAUGUCCCGGAACAACGGCGGCGACGUGGAGGAGGUCGCGUACCCCACACGGGAUAAAGGAGUCGCCUACGUAACCUUUGAGGAUCAAGAAGUUGUGGAGGGUGUUCUGAGGAAGGAUCAGCAUCUCCUGCAGGACAAGAGGCUGUCCAGGCGCUACCCCCUGACAGUGACCCGCUUCUGCCACAACGUGUUCCUCCGGGUCACAUCCACCCUCAGCAUGGCCCUUUUCCGGGAUCACUUCCUUUUAGAAGAUUUGGUGGAGGAGAUGAAAAAGCAGAGCCCGGCUUUGAAUUUCGGGCCUUUGCAGCCCGACGGGCAAAUUGCUGUGCGAGGCUCCUUCCCAGCACUCAGAGAGCUGAGAGAAUUCCUCUUGUUCAAGGCAAAAUCCCUCUCAGAGGAGGACAAAAGAGAGGGGAAACCCCAUCAGAGACCGAGGGGGAAGCCGCAGCAGCACAGAGGUGCCACGGAGGCGAGGAAUUCCCUUCGGGACGCGCACAGGGAAGCAGAAGUGGUGGUUCUGGACACGGAUAUCUACCACUACAUGAAGUGCUUUCAUCCCAAAACCCUGCAGGCAAACGACGUUGUCAUUUCUGGUGUCACCGACGGCGACAUCACCACGGUGUGCAUUGAGGGUGCCGGCAGGAAGGCUGGCGCUGAGCACGCCCUGAGGGCCAAGAGAAUGAUUGAAAGUUCCUCCGUGGAGCUCCAGAAGAUUCUCCGGAAGGAAAGGAUCUGCUUCAAGGAGCGCAGCAGAGCGGAGAAGCAGAGGUACAAACAGCUCUGUGAAAGGCUAAAAGCCCGGCACCCCGAGGUGCUGCUCCUCCCUUAUGACACCCACAUUGACGUCGUAGGAACUUCUGCGGGGGUCUUUGAGUUUGCAGAGGACGUGAGGAGGCACUCCAGGUAGGAGUGAGCCUUCCUGGAGCUCGUCCUUCUCACCCAGACCGUGCCUGUGGCCCCGUGCUCUGCGCGUCUCCCACUCGGUCACUGGGAGGUCGCUUUGUGCCGCUCGCAGGCCGACAGCUCUGCGACAGCCUGGCCCUCCCCAAACGCCAGACCAAGGUCAGAACAAGAAAACAGUGAUCUCUGCGCUUAGGGAGCAAAGAAUUUAAGCCUCUUCUGUCCAGAAAGAGCCACGUUUUCCUGUAUCCUCAGUGGAUUCCCAUCCCAACUUGCUGUUAAGGAUUGCAUGAUGAGGAAAGAGAUUUUUUUUUUAUUUUUUAGGCUGGGUGGGCAAACCUUGUAAGAAACGCUGCAGGGGAGUUCUGUGAGGAGUUCUGUGAGGAGUUCUGUGAGGAGUUCUGUGAGGAGUUCUGUGAGGAGGUGGCCACAGCAGCCAGGGAUGGGGACCUUUUAUGUGGCCUUGAUCUGCAGAGGGACCUUCUCCUCCCCUUGAAGGGCACCGAGAAGAGAGCUGGGACACCUGGCAAACCCAAAAUGGACGGGCUUGAGAAAGCCCUGAAAAUCCUUCCCUGGAGGAGACAGGGAAGUUUGUUUUCAAAUAAGCAAUAAUGGGUUUUUUUUUUCACCUGUAAAGAUUUCUUCUCUUGACAGUGCAUUAUUUAGACAUGACAGUGUGUCCAGACAUUUGAUGGGAAAAUCUGGGAGCGUUCAGACUUUGGAAUCAGAUUCUGUUUAUGCAAAUCUGUUUCUAUAUCCAUUAGGGUUUUCUAUAUCCAUUAGGGUUUUCUAUAUCCAAAGGUUUUGGGUUUUUUUUUUAACAAAUUUAGAAAACAGCUUUUAUUUCGUGAUACCUAUGUGUUUAGAAUAAUUUGUCAAAACAUCCAGACCGCCAGCUCUUCUGCCUGAUGAGCAGGGAAAGCUUUAGGGGUUUGUGCCAUUAAAGAAAGGAGUUGUCCAG